AUGAAAAGGCAGAAGAAAAAAUUCGUACCAAAUAGAAGUAGUACUCCUACUCAUGACUUGCCUGAAGUGUUCAGGAAGAAGAUUGAAACUUUGGGAGGGACUAAGGUGAACUUGGUGAUUGAGAAGACAUUGUACAAGUCUGACUUAGUACAGGGCGAAAACCGGUUGUCAAUGCCUUUCAAACAAAUCCGCUCGAAAUUCUUGGAAGAUGAUGAAGUUAGAAGGCUUGCGAACUAUGAAACCUUGACGGUCCCAUUGAUAGACACCAUGCUACAAGAAAGAGAGAUAUGCUUGAGUCGGUGGAGCUUGCACACAAGCAAAUGGUAUGUGCUGAAAACUCAAUGGUACAAGAAAAUUGUUUUGAACAACGGACUUAGAAAAGGUGACUUGAUCCAAGUUUGGUCAUUCCGAGAUAAGGUGAACAACCUUCACUUGGCACUUGUUUUGGUUGAGAGAAAAGGCGAGGAUAUAUGA
This is a messenger RNA of Rosa rugosa (rugosa rose), 474 nucleotides long. RefSeq names its product B3 domain-containing protein At2g32645-like. Gene Ontology annotation, molecular function: DNA binding. Bases 1 to 474 code for a protein of 157 amino acids. The transcript has a single exon. The record is from RefSeq and is a predicted model, not a curated record. NCBI's taxonomy places the organism in Eukaryota, Viridiplantae, Streptophyta, Magnoliopsida, Rosales, Rosaceae.